UUCCGGGACCACGGAUCUCAGGGGAUCUGGAGAUGCCGCGGGGCGGGAGCAAGGCUGCGACUUAUCUCGCGUGGCUGUCUGGAGCGGAGGCAGGAAGGAAGAAGAGGGACGAACGAGGGGGGAGGAGGAUGCGGAGAGCUGACAGGAAUGGCAUGACCAGUAGCGGCAAACGCGCCUGGAGGGUGCAGGGAAUGCUAGCGCGGCUUGCCACGGUGAAAAGGAGCGGGAGCAGCUUGAGCCACUCGUCUCAUCGCCUCGAAGCUGGAAUCGCCGAGGAAGGCGGCCUCCAGCUCGGGCCCGCAGUGGUGUGCACGCGCCUGCGCACGUGGUGGUGCUGAGCGCCGAGGCAUCGAUCGUGCACGGCUGUUCGAACGCAACUUGCCUCUGUGUUGCAAGGGGCUCUGCCACGCAUGCUCUCUUGUUCUCACACGUGGUGCGCUCACGACUCGG
Messenger RNA from Prorocentrum cordatum, 450 nucleotides. NCBI's taxonomy places the organism in Eukaryota, Dinophyceae, Prorocentrales, Prorocentraceae. The record is from the annotation of a GenBank genome assembly.